AUGAAGCUGUUGCGAAUGAAAUCCCAGAUUUUGGUUAUCAGGUUAAAGAUUUCCAAUAUCACACAUGGCAUGUUACUAAUUGGAAUAAUUUAGAAAGGAUGUUAACUGGUCCCGAAUUUGAGGUUGGAGGUUGGAAAUGGUGG
Messenger RNA from Racocetra persica, 143 nucleotides. The record is from the annotation of a GenBank genome assembly. NCBI's taxonomy places the organism in Eukaryota, Fungi, Glomeromycota, Glomeromycetes, Diversisporales, Gigasporaceae.